AUGGAAAGCUUGGGUUUAUUCUUACAUAAGAAAUUUGAAGCACUUACUGUUUUCAAAAGCUUCAAAAUCUGUGUUGAGAAGGAAGCUGGUGCCUUCAUCACUUGCCUUAGAACUGAUAGAGGUGGAGAGUUCACCUUUAAGAAAUUCGUUGAUUUCUGCACUCAACAAGAUAUAUCCAGGCAAUUGACAGCUACCUACACUCCACAGCAAAAUGGAGUUGCUGAACGGAAAAAUCGCACCAUUAUGAAUGCGGAAGUAACAUUCAACAAUGAUGCAGAUCAAAGCAUAUCAGAAUCAAUCUCUGAACAAAUUGAAUCUCCAGUUGCAAGGAGGGCAACUAGGAUCCGAAGACCACCUACGUGGAUGACUGACUAUGAAACAAAUCUGUUAGUGGAAGAGGAUGACGAAUUGCUAGCAAUGAUGUUGACCGAAUCUGCAGAUCCCCACACCUUUGAAGAGGCAUGUACAAGUCAACAGUGGAGAGAAGCUAUGAAGGUUGAAAUGGAGGCCAUUGAGAAAAAUAAUACAUGGCAGCUUGUAGAUCCACCAGCAGAGGUUACGCCUAUUGGCAUUAAAUGGGUUUUCAAGACCAAAUUCAAUGAAAAUGGUCAUGUAGAGAAGUAUAAAGCCAGAUUGGUGGCCAAAGCUUGA
Abrus precatorius (Indian licorice) is the source of this 651-nucleotide messenger RNA. RefSeq lists its product as uncharacterized. The record is from RefSeq and is a predicted model, not a curated record. Gene Ontology annotation, biological process: DNA integration. The coding region runs from base 1 to 651 and encodes 216 amino acids. The transcript is spliced from 3 exons. Gene Ontology annotation, molecular function: nucleic acid binding. NCBI's taxonomy places the organism in Eukaryota, Viridiplantae, Streptophyta, Magnoliopsida, Fabales, Fabaceae.